Molecule: messenger RNA, 7385 nt
Organism: Biomphalaria glabrata
Lineage: Eukaryota; Metazoa; Mollusca; Gastropoda; Planorbidae
Product: probable E3 ubiquitin-protein ligase HECTD2
Exons: 22
Coding region: 172-2808 (878 amino acids)
Biological process (GO): protein polyubiquitination
Molecular function (GO): ubiquitin protein ligase activity
Source: RefSeq, a predicted model, not a curated record
UUACAAACAUGGCAGAUUUUUAGCGUCCCCUAUCAACUGGUCAUCGAUUUGAUUGCCUAGAUGUUAGCGCACCUCUCGAUGACUCCAUAAUCAAACAGGAUAUUUAAGAAAUGUUAACUGAGAUCCUUGAGAUUGGAACUAAAACUGGCGGCAGCAACACUCUCUAAUCUUAUGGCCUCUAGCAGCAGCAGCAGAUCAGAUGCUUUGGUUACAUGUCCUACUUGUGACUACUCUGUUCUUCAAACGCCAGGAAAGAAGAGAACAAUCUGUCCCAAAUGUGGCAACUUCUAUAGCAAAGAAGCAGCAGAUAUUGCCACAAACUACCACAGAAAUAGACAAUCUCAGCAUGAUCAAGUUACCCUAAGCCAAAGGAAAGCAAAUCCCUCACAAAGAAAUGAUGAAGGUGGAGGAAGGUUACAUUCAAUCACAAACUUCUUUCAAAACUUAGCUCCAGGAAGUAGGAGAUCCAACAGAGGCUCUAUAGAAGACAAUGAUGCCCUCAAAGAGUCUCUCCCUCCUAUAGAAACAGGUCCUCUUUUAACACCAAACAGAAAUUCCAGGGUUUCAUAUGCCAAUAAUGUUAAUGGCGGCAGAUCUGAAGGGGAAGAGUAUUCUCCACGAAUCAAUGAGCCUUGUGGGCCCAACUGCAUUCACCAAAAGAGGCAUCAUAGUGGUCACCAGUCUCCGGCUGAUGGAGGUCACCUACUGGUCAGCAGGGAUCUGCAUUCAUCAAGAAUGCUUAGUCCAACAUUAAACAGUAGAGUUUCCAGUAGCUCACAUGCUUUAAAUUGGUCCUUAGAUUCCUCCGGAGAUUCCAGCCAUAAGAAGAUAGACAUUCGAUCUAGAAGUGCUGAGUCAUUAAAAGAAGACUUUUUAAUUGCCAAAAAGUCUGGGAACUGGCGGUCAUUGUUGGAUUUUUAUACAGCAGCUUUUGAUUCUUUUGAUGAACUCAAUUCUUUCUUUAAGAAAGAUCCUAACAAAGAAUAUAAAACAGUUGAUGACCCUGGCAUCAAGACUGAUUAUUUAAAUUUAGUCUAUGAUAUACUAGUCAACACUCCUCAAGGUCUCCAAAAGGAAGUUUUGAAAGCAAUUAUUAAUUCAUUAUUAAAAGAUAAAAGGAGUCAUGAUGGAAGGUUAUGGCUGUACUCCAAAGAUGAUCUACGGGCAUUUUAUAUUCUUCUUCAGAAUGCACAGUUUAGAAGUCAGUCAACCUAUGUGAUAUUUGCUCAUUUACUACGACAAGUUGCUGCCUUAUCAGAUCAUGACCACCACUACCUGGUGCAUUGGUUUAAAAGAUUAAAAAAUGAUAGGUUCCGUGCUAUCAUUGAGAGAAUACACAAUUUUAUCUCCGUGAGAUUAUUCCCACCCAAUUCUGGAGAACUACCUCCCCUAGCAAAAUGCUCUUGGUGGAUUCCUAGUGCAACAAAAGUCCUUGCAUUAUUUAAUGCAGCCAACAAUUUGCUAUUGCCACCUAUUGUACAGUACUCUGAGUUCUACAAUAGCACACUAGAUCAUCUUGACCUGAUGGCUGAGUACUAUGCCUGGCAGAAUCCCAGUUCCCAUGCAGGAUUCUCCUUUUGUCAAUAUCCAUUCAUACUCAGCAUUGCUGCCAAAAAAUCAAUAUUGCAGAAAGAUUCAGAGCAACAAAUGAUUAUUAUGGCUAGGAAAAGUCUUGUUGCCAAAGUACAGCGUCGCCAAUUACCUGAUAUUGGCAUGUUGUUUCUAAAUUUAACUGUCAGACGAUCUCACCUUGUCUCAGACUCAUUAACAGAGAUUGCCAAGAAGCAACAUGACCUAAAGAAAAAAUUGAAGGUUUCAUUUGCUGGUGAGCCUGGACUAGAUAUGGGUGGAUUGACUAAAGAGUGGUUUCUUUUAUUGGUCAGGCAAAUAUUUAUGCCAAACUAUGGAAUGUUUACAUACGACAAGCAAGCUGGAGUCCAUUGGUUCAGCCCCACCCCCUGCGACAACUAUCAGGAAUUUAAUCUUGUUGGCGUUCUAAUGGGCCUUGCAGUGUACAACUCCAUUAAUCUUGAUAUCAGAUUCCCAGGCGUCUGCUACAGGAAGCUACUCUCACCUGCAGUAGUUCCAUUCAAUAACCCACGAGCUACUGUUGGUGUGUGCAACGUAACAUUACAUGAUCUUAAAGGAGUGAAACCUGAAGUAGCAAAAGGCUUGCAAGAUUUACUGGAUUAUGAUGGAGAUGUAGAGAAUGUUUUUUGCCUAACUUUUGAGGUUGUACAGUCAUCACCUCUUGGAGACACAAAAACUGUUUCCUUAAAGCCUAAUGGAGCAAAUAUUCCAGUAACAAAUGACAACAGGAAAGAGUAUGUCCAGCUGUAUACUGAAUGGCUGAUCAAUACAUCCAUUUAUGCUCAGUUUCAAGCUUUUUACCAUGGUUUUCAUAGUGUAUGUGCUUCAAAUGCUCUCAUUAUGCUCCGCCCAGAAGAAGUAGAAACUUUAGUUUGUGGCAGCCCAAAUUUAGUCAUGGAAGAUCUGAUGAAAGUGACAGUCUAUGAUGGAUUUAGUCCCGAUGAGCCCACAAUAAAGUAUUUCUGGGAUGUGGUGCUUCAUUUAUCAAUAGAUAUACAGAAAAGACUUUUGCUGUUUGCUACAGGAAGUGACCGCAUACCUAUUGGCGGGAUGGGAGAAAUGACUUUUAAACUAUCCAGGAUUGAUGAUACUAAUUUGUUACCCAUGUCUCACACGUGUUUUAAUCAGCUGGUUCUUCCACCUUACAAGAGCAAGAAGAUUUUGAAGCAGAAACUUUUAACUGCAAUUAAUAACGCUGAGGGCUUUGGCUUGGAGUAGCCUGUUUAUGGGAAUGCUCUUUCAUUAAAGUUCUUGUGGUCGCUACUAUGCCAUCAGUUUGUUGAACUUGAUUUGUUGAAGCCAUAUAUGUUACCACAUUGAAAGAAAUUAUUGUGCUCCAAAAUGGUCUUUUUUUCUAGGUUAUAAAUUGAUGACAUCCUAAGCUGAGGUGUGAUAUUAUUUUUAUUCUGCUGAUAGCUUAAAGCGAAAUGUUAUUUUAAUUUGGUUUUCAAUUAUUAAAACUGAAAACUUUUAAGUUAAUCAUUGUUACAUCAAACAAAUGCUGUUGCUGUUUAGUUGCUGUUUGUACUAGUGCAGUAUAUGAUAAAUGACUCAAAACCUUUUCACUUUGUCACAGCUGUUUUAAAAUGUUUUUGUUGAGAGCCUGAAUGGUUGUUGUGUAUUUAUUAAACUGUUAUUAUUGAAUUUUCUUAUUUAUUAUGUCAUGUUUUUUUUUCUUAACUUGUAAAAAAAAAAACUGCCAAUUAACCCAUCUUGAGUUUCACCUAUCCCUUAGUCUGUUGAACCGUUGGGGCACCAGGCAAGAUUUGUCGACAGUCUUUCUCCAUUCUUUUGAAUUGGAUAAAACCUCAUUCAAUGGCAAGCCUGUCGAUACUUUUAUGUUGUCUUCGCAUCACUUUCUCUGUAAGCCUCUUCUUCUUUUUCCUGGUACUGUUCCCUGAAGGAAGGUCUUUGCGAGCCCCGAAGACAUUAUAAUAUGGCCAUAGAGCUUUAGUUUGAAUUUUUUAACAAUAGUUAGCAGGUCAUUGUGGGGGUCCAAUUGCUGUUGUAGCCCUGUCUCUAAUCUCUUCGUUUGUGAUGCAGUCUUUUUGAGUAUAGCAAAUAUCUCUCCUUCCUUUUUUAACAUUGUACCAAAAGAAUAUAAUUUUUCCAGCAGAAGAAUAUUUUUCAUGAGUAGAUUCCGCAAUACCAGCAUGUCUCUAACACUAGUCCAUGACCACAUUUAUUAUCAAUUAGAGCAAUGCAUUAUGUCUGGUAUGUCGUCUAUGUUUAGAUGUUAUGUAGUUGAACAAACUAGGUUGGCACUAGAGUUCUACAUUUUGAAUGUAACUAUUGGCAGGACCAUGUACAUGUUGUGAUAGAUGAAAAAAAAGACUUGGCUUGGUAUUUGUAUUUCUUCUUGUCACUGCAAAUGUUACUGCAAGUUCUCACCUUUAUAAGACAAACAUUUUGCUUGCUAAGUUAAAUAGACAAACAUUUUGCAUUCUAAUUAAAUAGACAAACAUUUUGCAUUUGUUAAGUUAAAUAGACAAACAUUUUGCAUUUGUUAAGUUAAAUAGACAAACAUUUUGCAUGCUAAGUUAAAUAGACAAACAUUUUGCAUUUGUCAAGUUAAAUAGACAAACAUUUUGCAUUUGUUAAGUUAAAUAUACAAAAAUUUUGCUUGCUAAGUUAAAUAGACAAACAUUUUGCAUUUGUUAAGUUACAUAGACAAACAUUUUGCAUUUGUUAAGUUAAAUAGACAAACAUUUUGCUAGCUAAGAUAAAUAGACAAACAUUUUGCUUGCUAAUUAAAUAGACAAGCAUUUUGCUUGCUAAUUUAAAUAGAAAAAGUAGUUUUUAUGGUCCUAAGUACUUUAGUUUUAUCUUUAAAGGUUUGUGUUAUGAAGAGCUUUAACUUGCAGCAUUGUAUCAGUUUAACUAUGUCAAAUACAAAUUGAUUGGAAAAAAUUUUAAAUCUGUAUUUUAAAUUUCCUAAGAAAGUGUUCCUAAUGUUACAGAAGCUGACUACAACCUUUGAUCUAGAUAUUUGCAUCAUUUCUGUUUGUUUUGUUACUGCUGGGAUUCCUUCAUCUUGGGAACUUCCAUUGUUUUAUUAGAGUGGUCUUGUUGCCAAAUAUAAAUAUAUAUCUUCCUACAGAUGUGAAGCAACCAUAUUGGAUCAUCUCAUGGAAUUGAGAUGAAAGCCUGGGCAUUAACUCUUUCUCUCCUAAUUAAUGAUACUAUCAUUAAUUUGACCUCAUUAAAUUAAUUUCUGGUUUUAUAAACUUUAAUUUGUGUUACAUAAAAAGAGCAUGCCUUCUCCUAUAAUCCUAUACCAAAAGUAACUUAUUCUGAUUACAAACAAAAAUGUUAUUGAAGUCUAAUCGUAACAGGGUAGAUUGCACACAUGUGAAAAAUUGACAAUUCUGUCAGAACAUGGAAAAAUAACUAUGGAGAUAAAGAGUUAACUAUGGUUGGGAAAUAUGUUGCUCUCACUGUAGUCCCCCCUCUCCAUGCAGCUGAUGUGUCCAAAGGAACGGCAUGUUCCAAUACAGCUUGAGAUCAGUUCUAUCACAAAUAGACAUUUAUUUGAUAUUUCAGAUUUUUCCUUCUGAUUUCAAAUGUAUGACACUGUUUACAUUAACUUUGAAUUUUUAGAACUAUGUUCUCAGUUGAAUCACUUCAAUCAUAGCAUCUUUAUAAAACUAUUAGUUUAAAAAUGAUAGACAUAAAAUAAUGAAAAAGUGAUUGAAUGAAUGUUUUGUGGCAACACCUAAUUAUUAUGACCAUAUACUAACUACCUUCUGAAGGCCUGAACAAAUCAUACCCUACCGAUGUGCAACUUUGGUUCAAUACAAGAAAUUGAUGUAUGGUUAUAGAUUAUUCUGACCAUUUUUAGCCUGUUGAAUAUUUGGCAUAGCCCGGUGUAAAUUUAAUUUAUAAACACAAAGCUUGUCUUUUACUUAAGAAAAUUGAUAAUACUGGACUUUGAUGUUUACUUUUAUGUAAGUUAAUUUGAUUGUAAUUGAUUUAUUUAUUUUAUUUGGUAUAUGCCACAUUUUUAAAAUAGAUUCAAGCUCUGUGUAUCUAUAAAAACAAGAAAAUUAUUUUAAAAACUGUAUUUUUUAAAAUGGACAGUACCUCAUUUAUACAACUUUUAGAGCAAUUUUUUUGCUCUUAAUAAUUAAUGAACAUUAGAUUUUUUACAAAAAUUGAACAUUUUUACCCCCCCUCCCCAAUCCCACCUAGCAGCGCAGUGGCUGAGUGGUAAAGCUCUUGGCUUUCAAACCAGAGAUCUAGGGUUUGAAUCUUGGUGAGGACUGGGAUUUUUUAUUUCAGGAUCUUUAGGCGCCUCUGAGUCCACCCAGCUCUAAUGCUUACCUGACAUUGUUGGGUAAAAGUAAAGGUGGUUGGUCAUUGUGCUGGCCACAUGACACCCUCAUUAACUGUGGGCCAGAGAAACAGAUGACCUUUACAUCAUCUACCCCAUUGAUCACAAGGUCUGAAAGGGGAACUUAACUACUACCCUCCAACCCACGUCCCUCCCGAGGAAAAAAAAUCCUUUUGUACACACAAGUAAAUAAUGUCUUCAAGUAGCAAUUAAAAAGUUGUAAACACAGAAAUAUUUAAUAAUUAUUCAACUUUGUAAGAAAUGGUUUGGUAAACGUUGGGAUCUCUUUCAUAUUUAUAAGAAUAAUGUUGUAAAAUACUGUAAUAAUUAAAAUUGAUAUUUAUCCUGACAAUUGGAAUUAAUAAUAACUGUAUUUCUUAAUGUAAAUGUUUACAAUUCAAAGUAUUUUGUUUAUAGAAUGAUCUUUUAUAUUUGUUUCUAUUCAUACAUACAUUAUACAUACACAUGUAUAAUUCAUUUAUUUAUUAAUUGUUAAUAUUCAUAUAUAUGUAUAUGUAUGUACUAUUUCCGUCCACAUAUCAUUUACACAAUUUAAUAAUAGCAUUAAGAUAAUUGCUACUUCAUUUGGUCAAUGUAAAUACUUUAGACAGGAGGAAAAAUGGGGGGGGGGGGGCUCUAUAAUAUCAAAGAUGUGUCUUUAUCAUAUGAUAAGCUCAUUUAGUAUUUAGUACCUACUGAAAUUAAUGACCAUCUUCUCUAGUGCUAUUAGAGCAUGGAAUGGGUUGCCUGAAUCUAUCAGGAAAACCAACUUGUCAGAGUUUAAGUCAUUGGUUGACAUGCAUGACUAGAUUGAACUAAAUUCAUUAAAAUCACAUACGUUGUUUUUUUCCAUUUAUAACUAAUAAAAACAACAGAUUUUUACUGAAAUAUUCAGGUAUUAAUAAGGAAUAAUAAGGAAUUUUCUAUUAGAUAUGAAAUUAUAUUUAUAGACAAAUAUAAAAAUGUAUAUAUUUCUAAUUUUACAACAAAAUAUCUUAUAUAUAUUUUCUAUAAAAGAAACAAAAAUUGUGCUUUACUCAAAUUUUGCAGUAUUUUAAAAGCCUAAAGGUUUAUAGUUUUUUGUUGUUGUUUUUUUUUUGUUUUUUAGUUUGUUUGUUUUUUUUUGUUUUUUUUACUAGAGAAAAUAUACAGCAUUUUAUUUUUAUUGUAUAGCUUACAUUUUACAUCUAAGAUUAAUGUGCAAUAAACUAAUACUUUAAUUAAGGUAUUUAAAAAUUCUCAGAUGAUUAUUUGCGUUUACUUGUUGACCUUUAUGUUUAUUGUUCCAUUCGCAAACAUAAAAUAUCUCUGAACUAUCAGGGUCUAUUUAUUGUUUCAAUUACUGCAAACUAAUUCACAUACUUUUGGUUGAUGAUGCUUUGCAUUCAAUAUAUGUUGACAAAAAAACAUGUUCUUUUGACUCACUUUAGACUUGAAAGCAAAUAAAGUGUAUUAAACAAGG